Physella acuta is the source of this 5371-nucleotide messenger RNA. RefSeq names its product glutaminase liver isoform, mitochondrial. Lineage: Eukaryota; Metazoa; Mollusca; Gastropoda; Physidae. Gene Ontology annotation, molecular function: protein binding; glutaminase activity. The record is from RefSeq and is a predicted model, not a curated record. Gene Ontology annotation, biological process: L-glutamine catabolic process.
CCAGCUGACCGAUCGCAUGGUUGAACGGAUUCCCCUUAUAAUGCUUCAACAGGCGGUGUAGUAUGUUAAUUUUGAUAGUGAACCAGUUUGAGUUUUGAGUCGAUAAAAUGUGAUUACGUGAAUUUCGAUAGGAAUUGAUUGACUUUCGAUAUUUAAUUUACAAGGCGGUUACAUCCUGGAGUUGGAGCACAUCUGGCCAGUUUUUUCACUUCAAAGUAAAAUAAAAGUAAUCUAGAUCUAUAUUUUUUAAAGAAAAUAAAUAAAUCUUUGUUUAUUUAAACAACAUUUAUUGGAUUUAUUCAGUGGGAUGCAGUCGUCCUUCGGUCAUCGUAUUAUAGAAACUGGCAGACAUCUAACCAAAAAGUCUAAAAACUGGCACAAACAAUGUUAUUAUUUUUGGCAUCAUCACUCACUGCUCUCCACAUCGGCAGCUGUAACACCGUUGUUGAACAGACGACGUAUUCUAACAAAUGGUUCAAAUGUUUACGGACAUAUUAAAAUUAAUACCGUUUCGAAUUCUAGAAGUAUUGGAUCGUUUUCAAAUGGAGACAUUUCGCAUAACUUUACCCAGUCUAGUUCCCGAAAUAUUUACGGUCAGUCAGAAGGAGAACUUAUGUUCAACCUCCAUGAUAUUGACUACCACCUUUUCGAUUUCCUGUGUGAUGACCAGAGAAAACUCUCAAUCACCAAAUUCCUGCAGGCUCUCCGUACCACAGGGCUGAGGGAAUCAGAUCCACGGCUGAAGGAAGCCAUGCAGAAUUUAAACAACAUCCAGUCAGAGAUCAUAGACAUCGACUCUGUUCAGAACAUUUAUAUUGACAGAGAAACUUUUAGAGAGUGUAUAGCAGACAACAUAAUCCUGAUAGCUAAGGCCUUCAGGAAUCAAUUCAUUAUUCCAGAGUUUGUUCAGUUCACACAGAGGAUUGAUGAGAUUUUCUGGAGAGCCAAGGCCAACACAAAUGGGCAACUCGCCAGCUACAUACCACAGUUAACCAGGUUUAACCCAGAGAGCUGGGGGCUUGCCAUCUGUACAGUGGAUGGACAGAGGUAUGCUAUUGGAGAUGCCCAUGACCCAAUCUGCCUGCAAUCUAUAAGUAAGCCGUUGACCUAUGCAAUGGUGCUGGAUGAACUAGGGCCAGACACUGUACACCAGUAUGUUGGACAAGAGCCCAGUGGUCAAGCUUUUAACACCAUUGGUUUAGACCCAAAAAAUCGUCCACACAAUCCUAUGGUGAAUGCAGGUGCUGUAGUUAUCUGCUCACUACUGAAGCAAGGGAUGAACAUUGCGGAUAAAUUUGAUUAUAACCAGCAGAGAUUGAGACUUCUGGCUGGCAAUGAGACUGUGUUGUUCAACAACUCCAUAUUCCUGUCUGAACGUCAAACAGCUGAUAGGAAUUUUGCCAUAGGCUAUUAUCUUAAAGAGAAACAGUGUUUCCCAAAAGGGACAAAUCUUCAUGAACUCCUAGAUUUUUAUUUCCAGCUAUGUUCUGUAGAAGUGACAUGUGACUCGGGAGCCGUGAUAGCUGCUACACUAGCUAAUGGCGGCAUCUGUCCCAUCACUGGGGUCAAGGUCUUGGAGCCUUACUGUAUCCGUGACACCCUUAGCCUGAUGCUGUCCUGUGGCAUGUAUGAUUACUCUGGACAGUUUGCCUUCAAGGUUGGGCUACCAGGCAAGUCUGGAGUCUCAGGGGGCAUCAUGCUUGUUGUACCCAAUGUUAUGGGAAUCUUCAUGUGGUCACCUCCCCUUGAUCACUAUGGAAACAGUUGCAGAGGGAUCCAGUUUUGUGAGGACCUGGUUAAAAGCUUCAACUUCCACAACUAUGAUAACCUGCGACACACCCCCAGGAAAAUGGACCCACGUGUGUUACAAGUGGACUCCCAGGCAAACUUGGUAGUCAAUGUGUUGUUUGCUGCCUAUAAUGGGGAUGUAACAGCUAUCAGAAGAUGUGCCUUGAUGGGGAUGGACAUGAACCAUGCAGACUAUGAUGGCAGGACAGCCUUACAUGUGUCAGCAGCAGAGGGUCACCUUUCUGUCGUCAGGUUUUUGUUGGAGAAAUGUAACAGUGACCCAUUCUUAAAGGACAGAUGGGGUUUUUUGCCUAUUGAUGAUGCUAGAAGGUUCAACCACUCGGAGACAGCAGCUGUACUGGAGUCUUUCAUGAAGAAAUCAAAAGAAGGUAUAAGGACACAAGGUGCCAGUCAAGAAGAGAAGUAGGAACAGUUAUGGCCAUCUUCUGUCAGUGAUUUACAACUUACCAAACUUGCAGAGAUAAAUAUAUCUUUAAAGAACAAUUUUUUUUUAUAAGGCUCAAGCUUUAGUUUGUUAUAAAGACUUGAACAAAUGAUAUCCAAAGAUAAAUAAGUAUGAUUAGAAUUCCAUGUUAGGGACUUAAAGUCCUACAUUUAUUUAUUAUAUAUUUUUAUAUUUGUUAUCUGAAAAAAUUCCCACACAUCUUGGUGUGAAUGAAAGAUAAGCAUUAACCUCUGCCAGCUUUAAGAAUACAUUUUCAGUGGCACAAAUAAUCAUGUUACAUUUGAAGUUUAAAAUAUUGUGUUAAUUUUUUUUUUGAAAAUUAAAACUAUUGUUAUUAAACGCACAGAAAAAAAGAAUGAACCUACCUGUACACAUAUUAUGGAUUUUUGCAUGUGUUGAUCUUCUCAUAUGAAGUGUUAUCUAGUACAGAUUACGGGUUAACUUUGUAUGUUGUGUAUGGGUCAGCCUGACAUUGACCAAAUUAUGGCAACUGCACUAUAGUAAUUAGCUCUGCCAAACUUUUUAUGAGUAUACCCCAUGUAAUACUAAUAUAUAUCAAUAUAUUUGAUUCUUAUAUAUACUGUUGUUUAUCAACCAAUAAUGUACCAGGAACUCAGUGAAUUGGAUUGGUUUAGUAUCACCUCAUGGUGACACUACAUUUCAAUCUAAACCCAAAUCUCACUGACAGCAUGACUUGCCAUGUAGGACAUUUUUUUACUCUAACCCAGUAUCAUGAAUUAUUAAAAAACAAAACAAAAAAAAACAAUUUGUUAAUAUUAUAUGAAAGAGUAUACCAGGCUCUUGAUUACAAAAAAAACAACUUAUUUAUCUAAGCCUAGAAAAACAAAUGUCACUACAUUUAUUUAUCCCCCCCCCCAUUUGUCCUGUGAUAUAUCAGCCAACCAUUACAAUACCAUGGCAUAGUUAAAUACAUAUUGACAGGUAAUUCCAUUCAGUCUUUUCACAAGUGCUUGUUGAAUGUAAAACAUUUUAAAAAUUUAAAUAAAUGUCUUUAAAAAAUUUGGCAUUGAAAACAGAAGUAUAAUUACAUGUGUGUUUUGGAGAAUGCAUCAAUUUUUUUUGUCCCAAUGGUUUGAGCCUAUAGUUUUUUCUACAGAGUUGUGAUCUUCUACAUUGUAUGUACACUUGUCUCUGUGAGAAACAUAUUUGUAGCAACAUUUUUAUUUGUUUGUUAUGUAUUUGUAGAUUUAUUACAUUUGUAGAUUUAUAAUCCACACCUAUUGUUUAUAUUUAUAAAUAUAUAUAUAUAGAAAAAAGUAUACAUAUUUUUAAAAAAAAAGUAUUUAAAAAUUUUAAACCUAGUGCCAAACUAUUUUAUGAAUCUCAGCAUUAAUUAAUUAAUUAAGGUCGCCCUAAAAUUUUUUUUUGAAAAAUGAAAAAUUCUUAGAAUUUUUUGUUGACAUUUUUCUAUUGUUAACCUGAAGAUGGCUAGGAGGGCUGUUUCACCAAUUGAUGCCACCCACCAGUUCUGGUUACCAUGACAACCUAAACGUGUUCCUCAGCUCCAUGACAAGCUACGGUUGUGCCAUACUUCUUUUUGAUUUUUUUUAAAUUCCACUCUCUAACCACAUAAAGUGUAGAGCAGGUUGUCCAACAGGUUGGUGUUGUGGUCUGAAUAUGGGUUGCAUCUUAGACAACCCAGGUAUAAGCAUCGGACUAAAGUUGUAGUAUUAACAACCCUCAGUAAAUUCCAUGUACAUAAGUUUUGUUUUGUAGAUGAUAGCAUUAACCAAGAUGAUCUCAGCUAUAGUGUAUUUAAACCUAGCAGAGUUGUAUCUUUGUAACUCUUACACAAAUAAGUUCAGACAUGUUGUGUUUCUCUUCCAACAUAGCUAAUCCAUCUAAUUAUGUUGAUUUUGUCUCCAGGGUUUUCUUAACUAAACCAUCUCAUUAUGUUGUCUUUGUCUCCAGGGUUUUCUUAACUAAAACAUCUAAUUAUGUUGAAUUUUUCUCCCGGGUUUUCUUAACAUGACUUAGAUGUGUUGAAAAACCAUUUGAAUUAUAAAGUGAAAGAAAUCUAAGUAUUGUAAUGUUUUGCUAUAUAAUUGUAUUUUAUACAUACAAAAUAACGAAACUAUCUUUAGAUUAAUAUAGCUGUAAUAUAUCAGUCCAGUGUUAUGGUGGGGACUAGAAAUUUUUUAUUAACUGCUGUUGAUUGUCCAUUUAUUACGACUCAUUACUUUGUUGACUGUAUGAAACGAAUCAGUUGUUUGUGUUUUGUAUAGCUAACCCCAAAUCUUUCACCAGCUUGUGAUGUAUUGAACUCACAAUUUUCUAAGUAUUCAAGACAUGUUUUAUUUAUGCUAAUCUUGUACAUAGAUGGUGCAGCUUUAAAUUUAACUAAACCACCGCUGGUACAUUGUGAGUGGGUGGUUUGGUUAAAGUCACCAGAGCUUAUGAUUCAUGUUAAAAUAUUUACAGCUUCUUAGAUUUAUUAUAACUAGUUAUGGGCCAUGUCUUUAGACUUUGCAGACUUGAUAAGUCAUUGUAGUAGAUAUUUUCGUUUUGUGCGUUUCAAAAGUAAAAUGUAUUUUGUUCAAACAGGAAUAGAUAUGCCGUGUUUAAUACUUUUUUAAGAUGUGUAAUUUUUCUAAUUUGUUUUGUAUCAACAGUAAUUUUAAAUAUUAAAACAGAUAUUUAUAAACAAAUGUUCAAAAUCUCAAAUAUAAAUUACUGUAAUGCUGAUCUGAUUUCUAAAAAAAUAUAUUUGAACAUUACCCUAUAUGUUUUGAUGUAGUUGCUAGAAUUAAGCUUAGAAAAAAUGAAUUUAAAAAAAUAAAUUUAGACCUACAAAAAGUUUUCUAAAAAUCCUGGCAAGUGUUAUUUCAGACUGUUGUAAACUAUGUACAGUUUAACUAGUGUGAUUUCAUUUAAAAAUAUUAUACCAGCUUGCUUAAAAUAUGAGUAGUGAAAACAAUUUCAAGUGGACAACUGACCUGAUUUCAUUGGCUCAGAUUUACCAUAGAAGAGAUUAAAGCAAGGGACACAACUAUGUUUUGCUAGUUGUCUCCCCUACCCACUGCUGUACAUAGAAUUAACACAGCUGAAUUGUUGAAAUUGUAAACACAAAUUUCUGGUCAAUAGUUGUACAAUAAA